Podarcis lilfordi (Lilford's wall lizard) is the source of this 17883-nucleotide messenger RNA. Lineage: Eukaryota; Metazoa; Chordata; Lepidosauria; Squamata; Lacertidae. The record is from the annotation of a GenBank genome assembly.
GCGGACUGAGUGUGGCCUAGCUUGGUGAGAAAAUGGAUUCCUCUGAAUUUGUGAUUUGGUUGAAUCUGGUGCGCGGCCUUAACUUCUCCCCUCUCCAGUUCUUGUCAGGCAGUGAGGGGGGCAAGUGUUUAAAAGCGCUUCUAUUACUUCUCCAGGAAUAAGUAUGGUGUAAGUGAAAAUGAUAUGAAUUGUAGAGUUUUGUAUUAUUAUUUUUAACGCAUGCCCAUUUCCCCUCAUUUUCAGCUUAUUUCCAAGGUUUGCUUUCCUUUCGUGGAGUAUAAGAUGCACUAGUCGUUUAUAUCAUUUAUAUUUACAGUGGUACCUCGGGUUAAGUACUUAAUUCGUUCCAGAGGUCAGUUCUUAACCUGAAACUGUUCUUAACCUGAAGCACCACUUUAACUAAUGGGGCCUCCUGCUGCUGCCACGCCACCGGAGCACGAUUUCUGUUCUCAUCCUGAAGCAAAGUUCUUAACCUGAGGUACUAUUUCUGGGUUAGCGGAGAAUGUAACCUGAAACGUAUGUAACCUGAAGCAUAUGUAACCCGAGGUACCACUGUACUGUCCUACAAAAUGUAAUUAACCAUUUAUCCCCUGUUGUGUUUGUUUUGUUGUUUUCAGAAGUUAUGCGCAAAAUUAAUAAAGAGUAUUUAGUUAUUAUUAUUAUUUUCUAAAGUACUGCCCAUAUUUUGACUGAUAAAUUAGGGUUGCCAUAUCUCGAAGAGCAAAAAGGAGGACAGCCCAAGCUGCUGCCAGCCUGAGCUAGUGAAAGAGGCAUGCAGGUGUGUGGGGCCACUGCCACCUUGCUUGUGCACCUCUUUCCUCGGCUCAAGCCAUAGCUGUCAACUUACAGUUUUGAAAAUAAGGGACCAGCAGCCUCAAAAAUAAGGGAUCAGCAGCCAAAAUAAGGGAUUCUCCAGGCACAGGUAUGAUCAACUUCUGAGCCCCUCUGAGCCAAAGGCAGAAAGCCCAUCCAGCAGCCAAACAAGGCCUCAAGCGGUGGUUCCCACAGCGCAGCAACCCGGCAAAGGGGAUGCAGCAAGGAAAACCACCGUCACCUCUCCGCUGGGAAGUGCAUCAUCAAUUGACAUCAUCAAUAAGGGACAGCAGCGGGACACGGCGCUGGGAUAAGGGACUUUCCUGCCAAAUAAGGGAUGAUUGACAGCUAUGGCUCAGGCUGGCAGCAGCUGAGAUGUGCAGAGCAGCCUGCGCCCAAGCCACCCACCCCCAAAACCUGGACAUUUCCUCUAAGAUGUACAAAUCCAUGUGGAUGGGCAUGUUGCCCCUCCUCCAAAAGGAGAUGUCCAGGUUUUUCCGAACAUAUGCCAACCCAAUGACAAAUGGGGUCAUUCAGGUACGUACAAUAAACCACUAUCUUGUUUCUUCAGGGUCUUAUUUCUGCAACUACUUGAGUUUGCUAUUUGUGGAAAUGAUGAUUCAAAGGAUAUUUCUGCACCACUCAUUUAUAUAAUAUGUCAUGGAAAUCCUUUACACCAGGCAUAGCCUGUUAAUCAAAGGAGAUCUUGCCUGGGAGAGCUAAAACCAUCUAUGAGAGGACAGAAAAGAGAAGCCAAUAGACUUUCAUUGUUACUUUUACUGAGAAUUCAACCACUGCAAUGACUGGGAUUGCUAUGGUGCUUUUAAUCACAGGAACAAAAUAUUUAUAUGGCUUUCCAAAAUAGUAAUCCACAGACCGUUGCUUUUUAAUGGUUUCGAAUAUGAAUCAGAACUACUUGCUGUGCUCCUUAUGGAGCAAAAAUUAUAUACACUAAUUUGACCCCACCCCCAUUUUUACUGCAGUUAAUAAAGAAGAUGUUAGUGGUCACACAAACUGCUUUGCCAUUGCAAUGGGGGGGGGUGUCCAGCACCACACAACAUCACCCCCCCCCUUUAAAUUGCCAUUAUUAUCAACCUCAGACUGUGGAAGCAAAGCAUUGCAUCACACCAAACACUAAACAACCAAACAAUAAAUAAUAGGAGAAAUAAAUGUUGACAUACCAAUAUAAAUCAAGGCAUCCAUAUUUCCUGAGCUGAUGUGGUGAAAUUGCGCAUCGAUUUCUGAAGCAUGGGAAAUAAAAUCCCUCCAGAUGACAUAAUAGAAUUGUGGAUCCUUCAUCGCCUUGGAAACACACAUAUGCAUGACACAUAUUUUCUCCCACAAUAGGCCAAAGGUCCAUAUGUUCUUAUGUCACAAAAACAAAUUUUCAAGGUUUCCCAUUGCUGGGGCUGUUGAAAUCCUAGCUGCAGCAAACAUCCAUACUGAAAGAUUUUCAGAGAGAUGAGUUUUCAUGUUGUUCAUCCUCAUAUUCUGGAAUGACAGUUGUGUGAAAGCCAGACAUCUUAAACUGUUGAUUUUUUUGUGCAUUGGGUAAUUCUGAAAGACACAUAGUCACCACCUGAGAUGUGGAGAAGUGGGUGGUGCAGGACGAACUGAACACAAUCUCAGAAGCUUAGAUAGGUAUGCAUACAGAGAAACAUAGUGUUCUUUUUUUUGAUGUUGCCUGAGAAAAGAAUAGGGCCUUCACUUGCACUCCUCUCUCCCCAUUAAGGCUGGGCAAUAUCUGAUUUUCAGCAUCACAAUAUAUCAUCAGCUAAACAUUGUGGUAUAUCUAUUUAUCAUGAUGUCCAAAAUAAGGAUUAAAUUAUGUAGAGGCAAACAUCUAGGGCUGGGCAAUAUCUGGUUUUCAACAGUGUGAUAUAUCACCACCUAAACAACAAUUUAUCACACUGUAUGAUAUAUCAUCAUAUAUCACAAAAUAUCACGAUAUAUCAGGCUGUAUGAAAUAAGGAUGGAGCUAUGUAGAGGCAUUGCCUGGCUUCAUGGUUUCCCCUGCAUUGUGAUUUUUGCACAAUGCACAGAGAGACACCAUGAUUCGUGAUAUAUUGCCAGGUCAAAAAUUAUGAAACCGAUAUCACAACAUAAACUUCAAACUGGUUUUGUAUGAUAUGUUGAUAUAUCAUCCAGCCCUACAUACCAUCACUUCUUGCUACAUGGAUUCCAGUGCAGAUGGCAACAGGAGCAUUGCAGAUCUACUUACUGAUGAGAAAAGAAGCCUGCUGGAUCAGGUUAAUGGCCUAGCAUUCUGUUCUCAUAGUUGACAACAAGAUGCAUGUGCGAAACCCCCAAACAGGACCUUGGUACAACUGUACUCUCCCUUCCUGUGGUUUCCAGUGGAGGGGGUGAAUAGGCAAACAGUGUUCCAUGGGGGUGCCAUUUUGCUGCCCCCACAUGCAUCCUGCCUGUGGCAGUUCCCUCAGUUUGCUUAAUGGAAGGGCUAGCCCCUGAAUUGGAAACUGGAAAGAGAGAAAGCAUGGAAUAGGAAUAAAUGGGUAAUACACAUAGUAGAUAGGGACGCGGGUGAAGCUGUGGUCUAAAGCACUGAGCCUUUUGGGCUUGCUGAUCAGAAGGUUGGUGGUUUGAAUCCCCAUGAUGGGGUGAGCUCCCGUUGCUCAGUCCCAGCUCCUGCCAACCUAGCAGUUUGAAAGCAUGCCAAAAAAGUGCGAGUAGAUAAAUAGGUACCACUCCGGCGGGAAGGUAAAUGGUGUUUCUGUGCGCUGCUCUGAUUUCGCCAUAUGCAGCUUAGUCAUGCUGGCCACAUGACCCAGAAAAACUGUCUGUGGACAAACGCCGGCUCCCUCGGUCAGUAAAGCCAGAUGAGUGCUGCAAUCCCAGAGUCAUCUGUGGACUGGACUUAUCUGUCAGGGGUCCUUUACCUUUACCAUUUUACCUAUAGUAGAUAGUUGUACAAGCAAGAAGUUUGGUGUCCCAACGCUUGGUAUUAGGACAGGCGCUUUUUUAACUUGAUCUGGAGUUUAGGGAUAUAGCAGCCUUUGUAUGAACUUUUAGGACUUGUCAUUUCUUUGAUGGGGGUUUGUCUGGGCACCGUAGGACAUGUACAGUCUUGAGCACACUGGAGGAAAAGUGAAUAUCAAUGUGACAAAUUCACCUUAAAAUUAUAUCUGCACCACUUCACCUUAAUGUUUAAUUUCUUCUCUUCCUGUUCCUAUACUUCCCAUAUUUCCUCUUCCUCAUUACUUCUAGAAUAAUGUGCUUACAUAAUGCCACAUCCAUUAAACUCAUUCUUUCAAAAGUCAGUAAACAUCAUGCCAAUUAUACUCUGCAGGAAGUAUCAUGUAGCUGCCCUUGCGUGAUUCACAUCAGACCCCUUUCCCCCUGCCACUAUUCCAAUUUCAGCCAUUGGUUUGGGUUGAUUUAAUUUCACCCACUCCCCUUGUUCCUGAUAUAGAUCUUCACUCCUCUCUUCUUCCCUGUCUAGUGGGGUGAAAGGUGCCAUUUUGUGGUUUGCCCCAGGUUCCGAAAUAUAUUGUUCCUGAGUGUGUCUAAGGUACAAUGAGCUCAGGGCUCUACAGGAACAGGUUUGUUCCCUUGAGGCCUGGAAAAAAUAAGAAUCAGAGAAGUUAUAGCUGUGUCCCACUCCAACAACCAUAGCUCCCUUGCAUUCAGGAAGAGUAAGGGUAUAAGGAAGCACCACAUUUCCUGAGAAGGGACUCAUUCUUUGUGGGACAAACAGCUAUCCUUUUGUGCCAAUGAUACUCUCUGUGGGUGGAGGGAUCCUGGCUGUGGGUAAUCCAGAACAUCAAUACAGACGGCAGGGUGAAUUGACCGCUUGGAGCAAGCAUAGUGGAUAUUGCCUAUGGAGUGGCAGCAGUGGUCAUGGUACAUGUUGGCACAAAUGACAUGGGGCAUGUGGUUGAGAGGUCCCAGAAACCAUAUUCCCAUGUGAGCAAAGUUUACAGCAUAUGGGACUUUUUAGUUUAGAGAAAAAGCAAGUAAGACUUGACAUGAUAGAAGUUUUUUGAAUAAAGAUGGCAUGGAACAAUGAAUAGAGAAAAGUCUUUCUCCUUCUCUCAUAACACUACAGCUUGUGGAUGUACAAUGAAGCCAAAUGUUGGACAAUUCUGGACAGAUUAAAAGCAAUACUUUAUCAUGCACAACUUAUCAUGUAGGAGCCUGCUCCUACAGGAGUGAUGGCCACCAACUUGGAUGACUUUAAAAGAUGAUUAGAGAAACCCAUGGAGGAGAGGACUAUUGAAGGCUACUUGCCAUAAUGGCUAUGCUCUGCCUCCACAGUUAGGUAAAGGUAAAGGGAUCCCUGACCAUUAGGUCCAGUCGUGACCUACACUGGGGUUGCAGCGCUCAUCUCGCUUUACUGGCUGAGGGAGCCGGCGUACAGCUUCCGGGUCAUGCGCCAGCAUGACUAAGUCGCUUCUGGUGAACCAGAGCAGGGCACGGAAACACCGUUUACCUUCCCACCAGAGCGGUACCUAUUUAUCCACUUGCACUUUGAUGUGCUUUCGAACUGCUAGUUUGGCAGGAGCUGGGAGCUCACCCCGUCGCGGGGAUUUGAACCGCUGACCUUCUGAUCAGCAAGUCCUAGGCUCUGUGGUUUAACCCACAGCGCCACCCGCGUCCCUGCCUCCACAGUUAAGAGGCAGCAAUACUUCUCAUGCUCGAAUCCUGCUUGUGAGUUUCCCACAAGGAUCUGGCUGCCCAUGAACAGGGUGCUGCACUUGGCCUGGUCCAACAGGCUCUUCUUAUGUUCUAAGAACAUAAGCAGAACAAUGCUGAAUAUGGUCAAGAGUCUAUUUGCUUCAACAUUCUAUUUUCAGAGCUAGUCAUUCAAAGUUUUCUGGGAAGUCCAUAAGCAAGACAUGGUUUCAAUGUCUUCAUUGCUUGAACCCUGCCCCGAGCAAUCAAGCUUCAGAGGACUACUGUGUCUGAAAACAGAGGCUCAGUUUCAGAACCAGCUUCCAUAGAGACCAUAUUGUCGUCUGGUUCCUUAUAGCAUUGCAUUCAAACCCCUUCAAGGAAUUCUGUUCUUGCUGUUCACUGACAGGCAGAUGUGCAAGGACUAGCUGAAGUUGGCAGGUAAUAUUCAAAGGUGCUUAGUGUGUUUCAACAGUGAUGGGGAAUCUGUUCCCACCCUCCAAGAUGUUGAAUUCCAAAUCCUAUCAACAUCAGCCAACAUGGCCCAUGGCUAGAGAUGAUGGACCAACUUGUCUUACAAUAAUCAGUUCUGCAUGUAUUAAAAUCUCUUUCUUGUUUGGAUUGAGUUUCAGUUGUUUCAUCCUCAUCUGAUCCAUUCCUGCCUCCCCCUCAGAGCUUCCAUCACCAAUUCACCUGGCUUGGUUGCAACAGAAAAACAGAGUCCGCCCCGUUUUGCAGAACUCAAAGGAAAACAGCCAUGAAGUUCUUUGGGCUUUUGUUUGCUGCUCUUUUAUUGAUAUCUUGGGCUUCUCCAGGUAAGAUAUUAUGGGUGUCAAGCUGUUCUAAGCAAAAUGAAGCUCUGGGUCCCAAGCUAGUUAGGACUUUGAGAGUUAAAGGCAACAUCUAAUAGUUGCCCAAGUGAGACCCUUCUCUGUUGUAGCCCCUAAAUUGUGGAAUUCCCAUCCAACAGAAGUGCAUCUGGCAUCUUCACUCUACCACUUUUGGCAAAUGAGGAGGAUGCAACCCUUUACACCUCUUGACACCUGAGAUGUGUGUUUUCAGGGCCCUCUUUAUUCCUAUGACUGUGAUGUGUUUGUAACUGGAUUUCAAAUUGCUUUAACCCACCUUGGAACCUACUGGUGAAGGGUGGGCUAUCAUCACCAUCUUCAUCACACAGGAGUACUGAUAAAAUUUGGUUCACAGUAACUAUGAUUAAGCUAACUUUUUACAAAAUAAUAUAACUUAAUAGAUUUGUGGAAAAAAUGGAUUUAUUUGGGUAACAUUUUGGAACAGUAAGUUCAAUGAUGAUGCUAUUGUGCUGCUUUCAACCUGCUGUAACACUGAGUAUUUCUUUAUUUCCUUGUGCUUCUAUCUUUUACCAUUUCAUUGAUUAACAAAUAACAUUUAAAACAAUAAAGGAGUUAUGCAACAAGGGAAAUAGAAGUCAAUAACCUAUUCAAACAUUCAAAAAACAUGAGGGGUAGGGGGUCAAAGCAUGUAAAGUGUGUUGGGUAAGGAUGUACAAACCUUUCCAUUUCAUUUUGGUUUCUCAUUCUUCCAUAAUCUUAAAUUCAUUUCUCCAUAGUUCUGAAUUCCAUGAACUUCCCUGUAAUAUAAUGUAUUUUAGUGUGCAGUUUUACCAAUGUAUGCAUACAUUACCAUGCUAUUAUUAAUAAUAAUAAUUGAAUUUAUUAGUCAUUUUAUUUUACCCAAGUCAACCCAGGGUAAAUCAAAACCAACCAAUCAGCCAAACAUACAAACAAACCCACAAAGAAGGAUUAAAAAUGGGGGGGUAGAGAAACACCUUAGAAACAUCACACCCACUUCUAAAAGGCCACAGGUAGUUAAAUGCCAUAGACCUGGUUAACAGAGGAAAGUUUUUGUCUGGCAUGUAAAGAUAUAUACUGAUGGCACCAGCCAAGCCCCCCUGGAGAGAGCAUUCCAUGAAUGGGAAGCCACCACAGAAAAUGCCAUUCUUGUGUUGCCACGCUCCAGACUUCUCGUGGAGGAAGCUCAUGAAGAAGGGCCUAAGAGGGUUAUCAGAGGGUCUGGGUAGGUUCAUAUGAGAGAGACAGUCCUUGAGGUAUUGUGGUCCUGAGCCAUUUAAGCACUUUGAAUUGGGCCUGGAAAUCAAUUUGCAGGCAGUGCUGUUGGGUCAGAUUUGGAGUAACAUGCUCAAACCAUUUUGUCCCAGUGUGCAACCUGGCCACUGAAUUCUGCACCAGCUGAUGCUCCAGAACCAUCUCCAGAGGCAGUUCCAUGUGUAACGUGUUGCAGUAAAGAGGUUACCAGAGCAUAGACAACAGUAGUUAGGCUAUCCCUGCCCAGAUGGGGCAUAGCUGAGCCACCAACUGAAGCUAAUAGAAGGCACUCUGCAAUCCGACCCUCAAGUAACAGCAGUGGAUCUAGAAGUAUUCCCAAGCUGCGUACCCGCUCCUUCAAAGGAAGUGUAACCCCAUCAAGAGCAAGCGAUCUCCCACUAACAGUUCCUCAGUCUGAUCUGGAUUGAGCUUUUCAGUUCAUUGGCAUCCAUUACCAAGGCUGGUUGAAACCACACUACAUAUUUAAGAGAAGUAUGACUCUUGAAGGAUGGCUUUUUUUUGUUUCUGCAUUGUUUCAGAAACUGCAGCUUAGGUAGUUUCACAAUUUUCUCCCCCGAUUCUCAGUGGCUGCUGCUGCUGCUACUGCUGCUGAUUUUAUACCCUGUCCACCUGGCUGGAUUGCCCUAUCCCUAUCCAAUGAACCUGCAUAGCUCCACCUCUGACCCUCCUGUCUUGAGCAGGAAUGUCUGAAGAGGGGGUCUGCAUGUGUUAAGCUGAAGCCACUCAGAAACCUUCCUGCAAUUUGAAACUGCGCAAUUGAGAUUCACAUCCAAAGGGAGGUCUCCUAGUGCACCCAGCAGAACACACAGAUAGCCCCACUUCAGACCUUGCACCCAUCACAUGAAGGUCUGAGUUUUUAUCAGCCACCACAGAUUGUAGUGUCACUCAUCUUUCAAUACACGCAAACACACACACACACACACACACACACACACACAUUUAAUCCAAUGCCUGAAUAAUAGGGUCAGAUGCUCAUGAGGAAGUUAGUUCUCAAUGUAUUGUAUGCUAGCCAUAAAGGUUGACUCUUCCCUUUCUUCCUCUCAUUUUGCAGUGGCCUCUAAAGUUUAUGGUUCCCAUGACUGCAUAAGCAUUAAUAAGGGUAAAUGUUUUCGAUGGGACAAGUGCUUACCCUUUUAUGACAUGCUUGGAAAAUGUGACAGUUUGAAGAUAUGCUGUAAAAGGUGAGAUAGGAUGCCUCAGGGUCAUCUACAAUUCUAUGGCUCCAUAAGAUCCUGAACGUCCUAUGUCCCACCCUCAGGACUGGCCAAUGUAGCUGCAGCCAGCUCUCAUCCCACACUACCACCUGAAUUAGAUGGUGGAGGAGGGGGGCAACUUCCAGUCCCUGCAGCUGCUGCAGCAGCCAUGUCCUAGCAGAUCUGCAGAAUGCUCAGGUGGAGGGCAUUCAACCAGCUGAAAGUAACAGCAGCACCCCCUUCCGCUGCACCCUGAAAUUCACAUUGACAUCACAAUCGCCUGCAGCCACCCUGCCAGCUCCCCAACACUAUCACAGAGCCAGCAGUUAGGUGAUGGUUAUGUCCUGCCUGAAGCACUUGACUUUGUGGUUUCUGUUGGCUACACGAGCUGACAAUCCUGCCAGCAUCUGAGGGAGGGGCUGAACAGGGCAGAGGUCUUGGGCAUGCCAGUGGAGGCACCCUUGCUCUCCCCAUUGCCAUCAGGCCCUGGCAGGGAGGAUGGGUAUCCCCAACAGGAACAGCAACUGUGCCUGACCACCCAGCCCUGCCACUUCUCACAGGAGAGCGACAUCCCACAUCCCUCUGCUGCAACUGGCACCAGAGAUUGGAGGGCUUGGGGUGGUGAGAGUUGUUCCACAAGGGCAGAGGACAAUGGCUAUGCAUGUUUCCUGGCUGGCACAGCCCUGGCUGCUUCUGAUGGGGCUGCCUUCUGCUUGGUGGUUGGCAUUCUCUUCUCGGCUGGCCACCACUGCUGCUCUCAAUACGGGGUCUGCUGGAGAGGAGCUGCAGAAAGGGAGAAGAAAGGGAGUGGAGAUGGACAGAACAUGGAAUGUAGCCCUGUUGUUGUUUAGUCGUUUAGUCGUGUCCGACUCUUCGUGACCCCAUGGACCAGAGCAGGCCAGGCACUCCUGUCUUCCACGGCCUCCCGCAGUUUAGUCAAACUCAUGCUGGUAGCUUCGAGAACACUGUCCAACCAUCUCGUCCUCUGUCAUCCCCUUCUCCUUGUGCCCUCCAUCUUUCCCAACAUCAGGGUCUUUUCUAGGGAGUCUUCUCUUCUCAUGAGGUGGUCUUAUGCCCCACCAAUGCUAAGCCUCCCUCUUCAGCUGGUUGAGGUGAAGAGGUACUAGAGGGAUCAGAACAGGCUGGGUAGAUAUUACCCAAGCAGCUUCCUUAAGGAGCAGGACAUGGUACUUUUCUUAGCAGAGUGUCACCUAUAAUCACACCCAAGGACACGUUAUCUGGAUCCCAUGGCGUUAGGACUUAGUAAUGACUCACCUUUAAGUAAAACUCUUUCUGUUGCUGGGUACAGAUUAUAAUGCACCACACAGAAUUGCCAUAUUUGUUAAAAAGGUUACGGAGAAGUGAAAGCUAUUGACUGCACCUGAAGAUUCCGCAGGUGAAAAUGAAUUCAUUGGCUGCUUUCAUGGGGGAAUGUUUAUAAACAGGGUUUUUGUGAUAAUGUAUUUUGCAUGCAUGAAUUUGUGUAUGUGUUCGGCCUGGUUGGCUAAAAGGCAAUCAACUGUUUCCCAUUUCAGGAAGGAAGAACACGUCAAAUCUCAUUCUGAUGGGACCACCAGGUGAGACUGUGCCCAGUUACUAAGUAUUGGGCCAUGCCGACUGAUUUCUAUUGUGACUUUUGCAUUAGACCACCCUCUUUGCCUGUUCAGUUUAUGCCAGGUUCCCAAGGCACAUGGUUUAGGAGCCAGAAUAAGCCCCCUUUCCCUCCUUUCUCAACCCCACAUCAAAGUGGCUCAUCUCCCAACCUAUUUGUGCAGCAACAGCUAAGAGCAUGCGCAGAGGUGGGAGCAUACACCUCUGUGUAAUGCAGCCUCUUCCACUGCGUGAACCCUCUGGCAACUAACCUAGCCUUGUACUGUGGUUCUCCAGAUUCUGUGGGUUUAAGGCAAUAAACCCACCUGCUACUCACAGCCUGUUUGCUAGCUGGCAACGUUGUGAGGGAGAACACACCUAGAGACUCCAUUGAGCUCAUCUCCUUCUGCAUUGCCUCAUGUCAUUUGCUGGCUUCUUCCUGAGGCAGCUUCUGUACAUCCUCAAAGUUUCAGGUUCACACCUAGCCACACCAACCCACACACUUGUGGCUUCAAACUUGUCAGGUGGCUUACCCUUAGUGGUUCUAGCUGAUCUCAGCGUAAACUCUGGUACCCCCUCUGACCCACUAGGGCCAGCCAGACUACCCCCAGUGUUAGAGAACUCCCCCUCUGACCUGCUGUAUCUUUUGAACCUCACAGCUGGACCUGCGGGCGCGGCCGGCUCACUCUUUGGCUCAGACUUGACAGUGGACUGUGGAGGGCUUCUAGGCCACCCCCUUGGAGGGGUUUUGGGCCGCUACUGCUCUGGGCUCUGUUGCUCUGGACUCUGUUCCUCAGCAACAGGUUCAGUUCCCUCCUCUUCCUCCUCAUCUGAGUCAAGAAACUGUUCUGAAAGAACAUCUGGGUUACCAUGUAUGCGUGUCCACCCACUUUGCUCACAAAAUUCAGCACUGCUGCUCACUAGCAGCCGGGACUGAUUGUCAUCAGGAUAUGUGAACCACCAUGCUUUGAACCCAGGUUCAUAUCCGACAAAGAUCAUCUUCCUGGACCUUGGUCCACCCUUUCUGCAUUUGGCCUUUGGGAUGAGGACCCAAGCCUCACAGCCAAAAACACGUAAGAAAUGCACUUUGGGCUUCUUACCGUGCAGCAGAAAAUAGGGUGUGUCCCCUACAGCUGAAUUAAACACGUGAUUCUUCACAGAUUUCCAACAUUCAGCCCAAAAGUGUUGUGGGAGUCCUGCGUCAAACAGCAUGGCAGCCACGGCCUCUUGUAGUGUUCUGUUCUUGCGUUCAGCAACACCAUUCUGUUGAGGACUGUGUGGUGCUGUCAGCCUGUGACUGAUUCCCUUCUGGCGGAAGAAACUCUGCAGUGCAGACCCAGUAAACUCCACCCCUCUAUCGCUCUGAAAGCUACCCAAUUUGGCAGAAAAUUGCAACUCUACCACUGUGAUCCAAUCCUUAAUCAAUGCAGUGGCUUCCCCUUUGUGUUUUAUCGAAAAAACCCAAGAGUUCCUCGAAAAAUCAUCCAAGAGAAGCAAAAUGUAUUUAGACCCACCCAGAGAUGCUACUGGCAUAGGCCCACACAAAUCUGCAUGGACCAGCUCAAAAGGCUUGCUUGUCUCUCUGCUCGACCUGGGAUAUGAGGAUGUUUUCACUUUGGAUUGCUUACAGGCUCUGCAAUCCAGAAACUUAUCACAUCCCUUUAAUUUCCACCCAUCUGCACACUCUGGGGCCUUCUUGACAUAGGACCAACUCGAAUGAACGAGUCUGCAGUGCCAUAGAUGGGAACAGCCAUCAUGUGGUGGGAUGUUUGCGCACUGCACCUGUGUUACCUCAGGGGGGUCAUUACCAGCAACAGGCAUCUCAACCACGAACAGCCAAUUCUUGCACUCAACACUGAACAGCUGCUUCCCAUCCCUGGAAGAAGAACACAUGUUAUUUGCAAACUGAACACAGAAACCACCAGCUACUAGAGCAGACAUGGAUAAAAGGCAGUUGGCUAUUUCUGGAACCACAAAAGCCUGAACAUCAUGAUCUUGGAACGAACAAUAAAGGGUCCCAGACUGAGUCAGUGGCCUUCUGCUUCCAUCUGCCAGUGACACAUAUCUUCCACUUUGCACAGUCUUGCAGUUCCAAAGAAGUCCAGCUGAGGGCACUAAAGUGUGCGUGGCUCCAGUGUCAACAACAAAGGAGAGACUGGCUUCCUGUUUGGGUUUCACAACAGCCAUAAAAGCUGCUAGAUGAAACAAUGUUGUUGACUCCUUGCGCUCAACCCAGUUGAAACUUUGGGCAUUCUUCCCAUGCUUUGCAGAGGUCUUAAUCUGGUUGCUCCGGGAGACAGCCUUGGGCCCUUCCUGCUGUGCCUCUGCAGGACAGUCUCUCACGAGAUGGCCAGUACUUCCACACUGAAAACAUCUUUUGGAGACAAAGGCUUUUACAGAGCUCUCACAGCUUCUCCCUGCACCCCCACUCCUGGGUGCACAGUUUCCAGAGGAACAGCCUGCGACUGCUUUCCUCUCAGCUCUCUACCUCUGUUCCUGUCCAUCACAAAGAUGUGUUGAAGCAUAAAAACAGCUUCCAGAAACAUGGCUUUCAGCCCCCACUGGGGUCACGGCCCCCUCUCGGUCUUUGGCUCCCACUGUGGCUACACACGCCUUCUGCAGUGCCUGCCAAGUGACCCGGGCCUCCUUGAUCUCCUCAAGGUUUGCAACAGCCAAGCGUCCACGCUUGCUCUCAGCAUGCUCAGGACACUCUGAUCCCUUUCCAGAGCUGCAGCCACUUCUGCCUCAGAAACUGUCUCACUAGCCUGAGAUGGUGGCGUUUGCAUGCAAUUCCAGAGCUGUUCUCCCAACAGCCAGUACUUCAUCCUUACGGACCACUCCUCCCAAUUGGGACCAGUCAGCCUUUCAAAAGGCAAGGUGAAAGCCUCUGGAGCCUGAGCCAUCUUUCCUGGGGCUAUAGCUUACUCACGCUUCUGCUGGCCGGUGCUCAAAGAUGCUUCCUUCAGCUCCGCUUCACCAGCGAAAUCUUGACUGCCUCAGCGUCUGGCAGGACUUCAAAGCUGUACUUGGACGUAACAUUCGUUUCUCACACUUAGCAGCAAAAUGAAUGGCCCAUAACCUGUGAACUUUACUGCCUGUCCGGCACACUUCCGCGGUGCAAUGAAUCUGCUUCCAGGCAGCUGCAGAGCUGAGUAGCGGUUGCUUCCGUAUGAGAAGAAGGAAAAAAGGGUCAACUCACUGUUCUUUCUUAACAGCGUUUAUUUACAGCAAGCAAAACAACAAACAGUUCCAUCUGAACUCGGACACAUGCUGUGUGUGUGUCUCUCUCUCUCCACCAAAAUCGAAAGUGCUUUUUACACAGACACAGACAAAGAACAACGCAGCUUCCACUUCCUGGGAAGCUCCUCCCCAGAUGUAGGACAUUCAGGAGGUUUAACCGUUAAACACCACACUCCACAGUUUAUAAACAGGGUUUUGUGAUAAUGUAUUCUGCAUGCAUGAAUUUGUGUAUGUGUUUGGCCUGGUUGGCUAAAAGGCAAUCAACUGUUUCCCAUUUCAGGAAGAAAGAACACUUCAAAUCUCAUUCUGAUGGGGCCACCAGGUGAGACUGUGCCCAGUUGCUAAGUAUUGGGCCAUGCCGACUGAUUUCUAUUGUGACUUUUGCAUUAAACUACCCUCUUUGCCUGUUCAGUUUAUGCCAGGUUCCCAGGGCACAUGGUUUAGGAGCCAGAAUAAGCCCCCUUUCCCUCCUUUCUCAACCCCACCAUGCCCUUGGAAUGCCCAUUUUCAGGGUUUACACUGACAUAAGAUCCAACAAGCUCAGCUUUGUUGGCUGAGACACUGCAGGGUUACGGAAGAUACUGCAAUGUGUCUUUGGCAGAUCUGUGGAUGGGGACUAGUUGGGAACCCCCCAACAAAACCAGAGAUCUGCUGGACCUUCUCAGCCCUGUGGAUCUCCCUUCAGGAAUACAGAGUGAGAUAACAAAACUACUGUGUUCCAAAAACAACACAACCAUAAGUCCAAGGAUGAUCCAAUUGAACACAAAUGUCAAAAUUUGUUGUCAAAGAAAUCUAUAAAACAGGGGUCAGCAAACUUUUUCAGCAGGGGGCUGGUCCACUGUCCCUCAGACCUUGUGGGGGGCCGGACUAUAUUUUGGAGGGGAAAAACCCACACGAACGAAUUUCUAUGCCCAACAAAUAACCCAGAGCUGCAUUUUAAAUAAAAGCACACAUUCUGCUCAUGUCAAAACACCAGGCAGGCCCCACAAAUCACCCAGAGAUUCAUUUUAAAUAAAAGGACACGUUCUACUUAUGUAAAAACACGCUGAUUCCCAGACUGUUCGUGGGUCGGAUUGAGAAGGUGACUGGGCUGGAUCCAGCCCCCAUGCCUUAGUUUGCCUACCCAUGCUAUAAAACAUGGGAUGAGAACAAUUCUGUAGGACAGGGAUCUGCAUACAUGCAAUCUGAGAACCAAAAGUAAAUAUUAAAAGUUAUAUCAUGAGAUGAAAGGAGUUGCCUUAUCCUUUGAUCCGAAGCCCAACAACUAUUUCUCUCUUCCAUUUUUGUACCCAUUAAGUCACAUCUACCUGAGAGCCAGCCUCCUUCCUUAGUCCCCUCCUUGGCCACCUUUGCCGAUUUGCUACUGGACCAAGUUCAAGGUGUUACUAUUAGCAUAUAAAGUCCUUAACAACUUGGGACCAGUUUACCUACAAAAUUGUCUUACCCCACAUGUGCCCACUCGACUAUUUCAAUCGGCAGAAUUGACACUACUAAGUUGUCUUGUAAUACCUGCAUUCUGCAUUUGUAAGAACUCGAUUGGUUAGUUCCUACCCUUUGGAACUCCCUGCCUAUUGAAGCAGGUGUCUUCAUUGUACACUUUUUGGCACCUGUUAAAACAUUCCAAGGAAUGCAGGUGGUGCUGUGGGUUAAACCACAGAGCCUAGGGCUUGCUGAUCAGAAGGUUGGCAGUUUGAAUCCCCAUGAUGGGGUGAGCUCCCAUUACUCGGUCCCUGCUCCUGCCAACCUAGCAGUUCGAAAUCACUUCAAAGUGCAAGAAGAUAAAUAGGUACCACUCUGGCAGGAAGGUAAACGGUGUUUCCAUGCGCUGCUCUAGUUCGCCAGAAGCGGCUUAGUCAUGCUGGCCACAUGAACCGGAAGCUGUACGCCAGCUCCUUCAGCAAAUAAAGCAAGCGCCACAACCCCAGAGUCAUCCGCGACUGGACUUAAUGGUCAGGGGUCCCUUUACCUUUACCUUUUUAAAACAUUCCAGUUGAGACUAACCGACCCAGAUGCUUAGAAAGUUGAGAUGAUUUUAAUAUGUUUAAUAUGUUUUAGUAUUUUAACUUUUGUAUGUUUUAAAGUAGGGUUGUGAUUUCCCCCCUUUGAGGGUAUUUUUUUUUACAAUUGACCAAUGUAUAAAUUUAAUGAAAUAAAUAAAAAAUAAAAUAUUUUUUUCCAUGGCUGACGAUUUUCUUGGCUGCUAUUCACCUUGUGUCCACUAGCAGCAAGGUUCAUUGUUGUGGCCCCUUGAAAACUGACUUCAUUAUCUUCUGAGAUAAGUUGUGUUCCAAGCACCUGCUCUUUCAGAGACAUGCAGGUCUUUUUUCAUUUACCCAAGCCUUUUUCUGAACGAAAUCUUUGACCACUGUGCAUUGAUCAUCAUCUAGUGUCGUGAUGUUAUAUUAACAGUAUGGGUUUUCGUUUGUUUGUUUUCUGUAGAAAGUUCUGAUAUUUUCUAAUCUAAACAUUUUAAAAUAGUAAAUGAGAAUGACAAUAAUAAGCAACCAUUCCAUUUCUGCCUAUAUUCCCCUAUCUGUUUUUUUGCAGAAAACACACUGUUUCCGUCAGAAUUCAGCACAGCAGCUCUCAUCACAUGUGAGUAGGCGUGGGGAAGGAAUCUGGCAAGCUGUGACUCCACGUUAGCAUGCCUGAUUCAAUGUACCCAGACCAGAACUGGGAUUUUUUCUGGGAUCUGAACAUGGCCCUGUUCCCACUCUCUUGUGGAUCCCCAAUAUGAGGUGUCCUAAGGGAUGCCUGAGGUGCUGUGGUCUAAAUAAUAAUAAUAAUAAUAAUAAUAAUAAUAAUAAUAAUAAUAUGUUAUUUAUACCCCACCCAUCUGGCUGGGCUUCCCCAGAGACUCUGGGUGGCUUCCAACAAAAUAUUAAAAUACAGUAAUGCAUCAAACAUUAAAAGCUUCCCUAAACAGGACUUCAGAUGUCUUCUAAAAGUCUGGUAGUUGUUGUUCUUUUUGACAUCUGGGUGGGCGGGCGCCACUACCGAGAAGGCCCUCUGCCUGGUUCCCUGUAACUUGGCUUCUCGCAGUGAGAGAACUGCCAGAAGGCCCUCGGCACUGGACCUCAGUGUCCAGGUAGAAUGAUGGAGGUGGAGUCACUCCUUCAGUGGUCUAAACCACUGAGCCUCUUGGGCUUGUCAAUCAGGAGGUCGGCGGUUCGAAUCCCCGCAAUGGGGGGAGCUCCCAUUGCUCGGUCCCAGCUCCUGCCAACCUAGCAGUUCGAAAGCAUGCCAGUACAAGUAGAUAAAUAAGUACUGCUGUGGCAGGAAGGUAAACGGCAUUUCCAUUUGGUGCUCUAGUUUCGGUGUUCUGUUGUGCCAGAAGCAGCUUAGUCAUGCUGACCACAUGACCUGGAAAAACUGUCUGUGGACCAACACCAGCUCCCUCAGCCUGUAAAGCGAGAUGAGUGCUGGAACCCCAGAGUCCUCUGCAACUGGACUUAACUGUCAAGGGUCCUUUACCUUUACCUUUUAAGGGAUGCCUGAGUCCUUUCUUUUAAAAUAAUCUCUUCAUAGCAGCCAGCUAGUGAGCAGAGCUCUGUUGAUGCGCAAUUUUCAACAGAUGAAGCCAGUCCCACAGAAAGUGGCACAUCUUUCUGAAGCUCUCCUUGGAAGUUUUAUAUGUCACACCUGCAUUUUAUGCACUGCUUUUUUCUAAAACAAAAGUUUAGGGGGUACUCUCAUUUUCCUACUCAUAUUGAAUGAGGCCAAACUUAGAUUCACAAAAUGUUUAGGGGUCUGCGUACCCCUGUGUCCCCCCAGAAAAAACUCACUGAUUUUAUGUAUUUCAUGUACAAUUCUCCUUAUCAAGAUCUGCCACUCCCAAGUGGACUUGCUACUAGGGACAGAUGGAUCUGUCGAUUUCGGUCUUCUCAGUUUCUCUUAAAAAACAAAAUCAAAAUUACAUUCAUUACUCCAUAUUUCUGCAGAAUUUUGCCAUAACAAAUUCCAAUUAAUAUUCACCAACAUUUUAGCACAAAUUUCUCCGGAAAAAGACAUUUUUGUUUACAGUUUUGACUAAUAUGCACAUUUUUGCAAGCCAUUUCCCCUGAUGUAAUGAUCUAUGCCCAGAUUUUUGAGGAGCUAUAUGGAUUUGCCCUUAAAAAUCCACAGAGAAAUAGGAUAGAAUGAACUUUAGUCCCAUACUUAUGUGGAUCUCAAUAUCAUUUCUCCCUUAUUUCUUUUUACAGGGGUGGAUUGUAAGCAAAGCUCAGAUUCAUAUCAAGAAUGAAAUAAUCAAAGAGUCCUGGUUCACCUUCCUGAUUUUUUUCUUUGUUCAAAAUAAAUUGUACUUAUAAAAA